AUGGCAUGAUCGGACUUGUAUAGUCUACCUAUAUGUGCACAAUGGGACCCUUGUCUCGUGUCGAUGCAUUGAUACUGUAUGGUUUCGCGGUAUGUACGUUGUCUCUUGCUCAAUGCUAUGAUCAUGAUCGCAGUGCCUGCAACGCCCUGAUCAAGAACCUUCUCGCCGGCAACGAGGAGGCCAUGCUUCGACUACCGCAGAAUGAUUCUGGGCGCUUGAUUGCACUUGUCUUCUGCUUCCAUCACAACAAGCGAGCGAGAUAUACAAAGCGCAAUAUCCCCACCCCAAAGUGACAUCCAAUAAUGCGCUUACUUCUGUGCAUGAUCCUUUACCUCGUUGGAGUAAUCCAAGCCGCACCUACCAAUACAACCACUACCAGCGAUGAUUUUGAAGCUCCAUCAUUCACGAAUAGAACCCUGUGGAACAUCAUCUCCAGCUCCAUUCUCACUCUUUUCGCAUGCAUAUACACAGCCAUCCAUCCAAAUAUUCCGAGUCCUAAGGACAGCGCAUUGCGCAUCCUAUGG
Molecule: messenger RNA, 524 nt
Organism: Suillus paluster
Lineage: Eukaryota; Fungi; Basidiomycota; Agaricomycetes; Boletales; Suillaceae
Exons: 2
Coding region: 33-293 (86 amino acids)
Source: RefSeq, a predicted model, not a curated record